Molecule: messenger RNA, 1719 nt
Organism: Zasmidium cellare ATCC 36951
Lineage: Eukaryota; Fungi; Ascomycota; Dothideomycetes; Mycosphaerellales; Mycosphaerellaceae
Exons: 1
Coding region: 1-1719 (572 amino acids)
Source: RefSeq, a predicted model, not a curated record
AUGGUGACAACACGGGCCAUGGUGCUAAGAGAGCAGGCCCGCCAGGCUGAGGAAACUCGGCAGGACCAAGGGAGCGGUUCCGACCGCAGUCAAGACGACAGCGACAGCGGAGAGAGCGCCGGCAAUUCACAUCAUAGCGAGGGCGGAGGACUCGAGCAGGAUGAUGGUGGCAGUGGGGACGCCGAAGAUGAAGAUGGAGAUGGAGAAGGAGACGGCGGAGGAGGAGGUGGUGGUGGUGGCGAAGAUGAAGGCGACGGCGAGGCUGAGGCUGCAAGGCGACGACCGUGGCGAGUGUGGGUCUGGUGCGCUCUCGGCCUCGGCCUCAGUCUGUGCAAGUUGCACGUGAUUCCGCGCGAGCGGCCUGGUUCCGCCCCCGCACCGGCCUGGGACUUGGCGCCGCCCUGUCACGUCGCGACGAACCCCAACCAGAUCGCGCCGUGCAUACAGCUGGCCAACACGACGCGCCUGCUGGCCCUGCCGUUCGACCAGCUACUGGAGACGCUCCGCUCCGCCGCCCCUUCUCUCCCCACGCCGCCGCCCGCCACCCUCCUGCCCGUGGAUUCCGCCCUGGACGCCGCCUUCUCCCACGCGCAAUCCCUCCAGGACCAACUGGACAUCCUCCGCCCGCACUUCCUGCCCUGGACCCGCCCGUUCGCCUUGCUGGCUCCGCUGCGCGCCGUGUCGACGCGAUACGAUGCCUGCCACGCGCCAUCUGCUCUCCUCCGCCGCGUGUCGUGCCACCUGUCGCCGCCGCCGCCCGUCGUCCCGCUGCGCGCCUUCCUGCCCGCUCUCCUCGAGGACUGGCACCUCCGUCUGUCGCUGGAGCGCCCCCGGUACCUCGCCGAGCGGGAGGAGCUGCGGCGACUCGAUCGCACGCUGAAUGCCGUGGCCAGCGCCGUCACCGCCGCGCUCGAGGCCACCAGCCCCCGGUCCUCCACCGCCCAGCCCGCUCUGGUCUACCUUCGCCGCGCCGAAUCUCGCCUGCUGGCGCUGCGGGCCGCGUCCCACAUCGUCCACCGCCGCCUCGACGCCGCCAUCGCACACGAGACGGCCCUGCAACGCCGCUUCGCUGCCGCCGCCGCGGCCAUCAUCCACCCUCUGCUCUGCCUCCCCCCCGACCACCCCAUGCCGACCGACCUCGCCGCCGUGGCCUCCGCCAUCCAGACUUAUCCUCAACUCCUGGAUCUUCCCGUGGAAGCCGCGGCGGCCCGGGUGUACCACAACCUGACGGCUCUCGGCCGUGCGGUGCGCCAGGCGGUCGAGCACGAGGGGAAUGGCGAACACCUCGCGUCCGCGGUCGCCGACGCCACGUACUUUGGCGCUCGAGACUGGGCUCUUCAGACGUUCGAUCACUGCAUCGACGAGAGAGCACAGGUUCCGUGUCGGCGGCAGCCUCAACCUUUCGACAUGGCCACGACUUCCGACUCCUCUCACGUCAGCCCGGUCCCAGAGCAUCCCACUGGAGACUUCAAAGGAAUGGGUUGCACUACGCACCCGCAGCUCUUCCUCCGCCAUUGGUACAGCACCACAUCGGACGCGGACGCAUUUGAUCCCCAGUGGCCGAGCCUGCCAUUCUUGCACGAGCGUGUUGGGCUACUGGAUCCGAAGCGCAGGGGCAAAGUCAGGUGUAGUGCCACCUCGGCAUCGCAUCCAUCCACCUCAUGGCGAAGAGAGGGAUUGUGGGAGGUCCGGGCCAGGUGGGCUCAACAUCAAGGCUGA